AUGGAUUUUGCCAAGCUGCUUCGUUUGGGCAUGGAGGAUGAUACAGUCAAAAUUAAAAAGGAAGACCUGCAGAUGCUGCAGGAGAUGUUCAAGGGGAGCGACUUCACCGCCUCGGUUUAUGCGACCGUGCUCAAGGAGAACCAGGGGAGCCUCGACUCAGCCGUUGAUACCCUCCUCAAUUUGGCCAACGACCCUCUUCUCGAUGAACGCAAGGAACAACAGGCGCCCCUCACCUCAAAGCCCAUCGCCAUCGACAUGAAGAAAGAGGCUUCGAUCGAGGAGCUUCUCGCCGACGAGCAGGUUAAAGGAGAUGACCAGCAACCAGAGGUGAUGCUGUCACCUCGCCAUGCCUUGCCCAUGACAGACCACCAGCUGGAGCAGGAAGACGCCAGGCUCCUCGAAGAGAUGCGACUACUCGAUGAGGAAAAGCGGGUUGGCCCUCAGCUGGGCUCCUCACCAGGCGCUGCCAUUUCGCCUCGCCUCCACCUCGUCGCCUCACCUGCCCACCUCUCCGCCUCGCCCAUCUCGAUCCCACCUGCUCCCAUCGUCUCUCCUCCCAAGGAGGUGCUCUCCGUCCUGCAGACUCAGGAGAUCAUGUCCAACGAGCUCGCACUCGCAGCUGUGGCCCAGCCUUCAAGCGACGCCUCGGCCCAAGCAGUAGAAAGGAGCCAGGAGGUGCAGCAGGAGCCCACGACCGCCACGCGUAAGCUGGUGUGCCCGACCUCGGCCCGGCUCGGUGACGUGGUGGGCGUGAGCUGGGACCUCGGCCCCGGAUGCGAGCCCUCGAGCGGGGACUGGAUCGGUCUCUUCAAGCAGAACCAGCCCUCCAACACCCAAUACGUGGUCUACAAGAAGACUGGAGGCGAGAGGCGAGGCAUUCUGGACGUGGCCGCUCCUGGGGUUGGCACCUGGGAGUUCCGCUUCUUCCCCAACAACUCCUAUGACUACGUCAUGAAGAGCAAUCUCCUCAUCGUUGGCCCGCAGCUCGAGCUGGAGGCCUCGUUGGCCGAGAACGGUGAGACGAUCGAGGUGUCGUGCAAGCUGCUCAGCGGCCAGAUGAACCCGCGCGACUGGGUCGGCCUGUACAAGGUGGAGACCUACCACAACAAGGAAUACCUCGACCUCCGAUACGUGGGCCGCGACGCCGGGCCCUGCCUCUCCUUCCCCGCGCCCAAGACCCCCGGCCACUAUGAAUUGCGCUACUUCCCCACCACGUCUUCGUACAACGACGUCGCGCGCAGCAAUUUGAUCACCGUCGAAGAUCGCGAUAUGGUGAUUGCCACCCCGUCGCGCGUGGUGCAGGACAGCGGUGACCAGUUGGUGGCGACGUGGCAGAUCUUCUCGGUCCCCACCUCCAAGUGGGAUUGGGUGGGUCUGUAUCCGCUGGGCUCGUCGACCUACGUGGAGUACCACUACGUGGACCCGACCGGUGAGCCGAGGUGCACCUUUGCGGUGCCCAAGGAGCCCGGCCAGUACGAGCUCCGCUACUUUGCGUCGGCCACGUCUUCGUUCCUGGGCUCGGCCCAGCAGCAGCGCCGCAGCACCAAGGUCACCGUCCUCCCCGCCACUGCCCAGUCGCGGACCACCUUCUAA
This is a messenger RNA of Acanthamoeba castellanii str. Neff, 1593 nucleotides long. RefSeq lists its product as uncharacterized. The transcript is spliced from 7 exons. The record is from RefSeq and is a predicted model, not a curated record. Bases 1 to 1593 code for a protein of 530 amino acids. Lineage: Eukaryota; Discosea; Longamoebia; Acanthamoebidae.